GCGCGUUUUUGUAUGUUGACGUCAUCUGAGCAGCGCGUUGUUGCAGAGUCACUGCGACGGCUUCGUCUGUAAACAAGGAGACUAGAAAGAAGAGUCGAGAUUCGGUGCUUAAUGGUCGUUGUUCUUAUUCACGGAGAGGCUCAACCUGCAACUGGUCGUUAGAAUCAUUCAGUCUACGUUCUCACUAGAGGUUCAGGUCGUGUUUUCUUCGAACGAGGCUGUUAGCCAGCCAGCUAUCCAGCUCCUGUAGCUUGCCUUAGCAGUUAGCCUCCAGAGCUAGCCAGUCCUGUAGCUUGCCUUAGCUGUUAGCCUCCAGAGCUAGCCAGUCCUGUAGCUUGCCUUAGCUGUUAGCCUUCAGAGCUAGCCAGUCCUGUAGCUGUAGCUAGCCCUGCUGGUUUGUCAACAUCUGAAGGCUGCUGCGGGAGAACCCCCUUUAUGCCCUGACUCUAUCUCUCUUCACUGCGGCCAAAAGACCUUGAACCCUGGGUGGCUCGUCAGAGCAGCCUCCUCCCACCAUGGAGGCAGGAGCAAAGGACUGUGAGGAGGAAACCCUGCAGACAGCGUUUAAGAAGCUGAGGGUUGAUGCAGAGAGCUUACCUGGACCUGUGAGUGCUUCAGAGACACUGGCUCCCAGAGCAGCGUCACGAGCUGCGCUUGAUGCCAGCGGAGCGAAGCCUAAACUCUGCUGCUCGAAGGACAACUGGCAUGGAUCCACAAGGAAAUCCUCUAGAGGAGCAUCCAGAACCCAGCGCCGCCGGAGAUCCAAGUCUCCCAUACUACAUCCCCCAAAGUUCACCUAUUGCAGCACCGCUGUGUCGUCUGCUCUGUCGCCCUCCAGCAGCUGCUUGAAGCCCCAUCACUUGACGGUGCCUGAGACCGUGGAACUUGGCCCUGCACUCAGUGGAAGAACUGCCACCUGUGCAGCACUCCCAGCCCAGAACAAGCUCCCUGCUGCCACAUCCAGCCAAAUCACUCCGCUGGUGUUCGGAUCUUGUGCUGCAUAUGAGACACACAUCGGAGCGGCAGUUUCUUCUACGUGUUUACAAGAGGCCCAUGUGGCUGUUUCCACUGUUUUAACUUGUUGCAGCCCGGAUGAGGGAAGGUCAGCUGAGGUCCAUUCGAGUGAGGAUACGGGCCCAGAGAAAAGUGCCUGUAAUGCAACUGAGUCUGGAGCAGGAGCACCUUGGAGAUCUGGACCCGCUGAAACUGCUGACUUUCGUGCUUUGUCACAGCUCCACAGCAGUCCCUCCGCAGACGGUCCACACCUUCACUGCUCCUGUGCACAGAAGAAAAGCUCAGGUUCCACGGAGGAGGGUCGGCCGCGGCUCGAACUCCAGUGCCAGUGCCAUCAACAGGCCUGGCAGGGGGUGGAGGUGUACUCCUUCACCGGGCUCCGUGACGUCAUCUCGGAGUGCGAGUUGAGCCUGCCGGGCCACGAGGACGCCCCCAGAACUGUCGGAACCAACAGUAACACUGCUGCGGCAUCAGGUUCCCCCCGCUCGUGCUCGGAGCAGGCGCGCGCCUACGUUGACGACGUCACGAUAGAGGACCUUUCUGGCUACAUGGAGUAUUAUCUCUACAUCCCUAAGAAGAUGUCACAUAUGGCUGAGAUGAUGUACACAUAAAGGAAUGAAAACAAUUCCACCCAAAUUAAAUAAAGUUUUGUUUUCUGUUGAGGUGGUCUUGAAGUAAUACCAUGUAGAGGAAUAGAUCAGGCAUAAGGCGAUAAUUUAAAAAACCUAAAUUAACUAAUUUCUAAGACUGUUUGAGCUGGUUCACUUUUUCCUGCCAUGUUUAAUCCUGACAAACUUCACCACCAGCUGCUUAGUACUUAGUUUCUGUUUUGACAUCUCCUGAGUAACGCAUUUUAAUUUUCUGUUUACAAUCACAGUUGCCAAAGCUCUUGGUGCAGGAGAUAAUAAUAGGAAUAUGCAAGCGUGUAACACCAAGUGUGACUAUGUUUGUGCUGUUGUGACCUUGAACGUCACCUGUCUGGAUUUUAUUUUACUCAAUAAAGAGGCAAAGUGUU
This is a messenger RNA of Betta splendens (Siamese fighting fish), 2029 nucleotides long. It is a transcript of the gene oser1, whose product is annotated as oxidative stress responsive serine-rich 1. The coding region runs from base 516 to 1625 and encodes 369 amino acids. The transcript is spliced from 4 exons. Gene Ontology annotation, biological process: cellular response to hydrogen peroxide. NCBI's taxonomy places the organism in Eukaryota, Metazoa, Chordata, Actinopteri, Anabantiformes, Osphronemidae. The record is from RefSeq and is a predicted model, not a curated record.